ACUUUUGUUUAGAGAUUGUAUAUAUAUUUGUAUAUAAAUAACUUAAAUGAGAUUGACAAAACUGAAGAUUAGUUAUACAUAAAGUUUUUUAACUAUGACAUCAUUACCAGUGUUACUGCUUUUGGUUUUUGCUUGUGUUCAUGUUUCAUGUGACAAAAGUUUUGUAAAAGAUUUAAACAACCUACUACGAUUACUCAAAUACGAUCGUUUCAUCAGAGGAAGUCAAGAGGAUAAUUUGGUUCCUCAAAACAAAUACCAUGAUGAUAUAAGAAGAAGUUUUAUUUAUGAUUAUGGGAAUGACAAAAAAGCUGAAAUCUAUGAUUUUGAUCAGAAAUUAUCUGAUGUCAUUAGCAGCAGAAAGCUUGUUGAUGAUGAUGAUGAUGAUGAUGAGCAAGAAAGCCUAAAUAAUCUCAGUGAUACUUCUGAAACUGUGAUGUUAUCAUUGAAAAUGCCUCAAAUUUCACCAAAACAACCUGAUUCCUAUGUAUGCAUUGCUCGUGUUUUACCAAAUGAUGAUAGGUACUUAGUGGAGUUUGUUCCAAAGGCUAGCAUGCACAUUGCUCAUCAUAUGUUAUUGUUUGGUUGUAGCGACGAUGAACCUUUGGAAAUAAAAAAAACAUGGCAAUGUGGUGAGAUGCAACCUGUUUGUAAUGGCGGUUCUCAGUCAAUUCUUUAUGCAUGGGGUAAAAAUGCACCACCUUUAAAAAUGCCUGAAAAUGUUGGUUUUCAUGUUGGGGGUAACAGUAAUGUGCGUUAUUUGGUUCUUCAGAUUCAUUAUCUUGAUGUGUCUUCAUUUCAAGAUGGACACACUGAUUCCUCUGGAAUUUUAUUUGGAAUAACAAGUUUGAGAAAACAAUAUCAUGCUGGUAUUUACUUUUUAGGCGAUGGUUACACAAGUAUUCCUCCUCGUACCGAAAAAUUUAAUAUUAAUAUGGGAUGUUCGUAUCCUAUUGAUUCACCACAGUUGUUCCCAUUUCGGUUUAGAGUUCAUGCGCACAAAUUGUCAACAUCAAUAACUGGUUAUCGAAUAAGAAAUGGUGUAUGGACUUUAAUUGGACAUGGUGAUCCUCAGAGACCUCAAGCAUUUUAUAGAGUUUUCAGUGAUAUUGAUAUACGACCUGGAGAUGAACUUGUUGGGCGUUGCACUUAUAACUCAACUUCACAAGAAAAAGUAACUCGAAUUGGAGCAACUCAUAACGAUGAAAUGUGCAAUUUUUACAUGAUGUAUUUUUAUGACUCCGCAAAGUAUGGGAACAAGCCUUCUAUUCCAUGUGAUUGGUUAAACACUAAGAAAUACAAGUACCCAAUUGAUUCUGACACGCCAUUAAGUGUGAUUGAGGCUCGAAGCAAUAACAGAGAAACUAAAGCAUAUGAGUUUGUUGAAAAUCAAUAUGCUCAUGAUGAGACUUGGAAUAGUGAAAUAUUAGAUGUUGGACAAGUAUCAGGUGUAGAUAUUGAUAAUGAAGAUGUUGUAAUUUUUCAUAGAGCAAAUCGAGCUUGGGACGAAAACACAUUUGAUCCUCUUACGCAGCAGAUAAAUGUUUCUCUUUACAAGCCUAUUGCAAAAGACACUCUGGUAUGGUUGUCACGAAAAACUGGACAGUUUGUUAAAUCUGGUGGUGCAGACAUGUUUUUAAUGCCUCAUGGUGUAACUGUUGAUGAUGCAAGAAAUAUAUGGGUUACAGAUGUUGGUGCUCAUCAGGUAUUUAAACUAUCUCCAACAUUAGAAGUUCUACUGACACUUGGUGAGCGUUAUACUCCAGGAAAUGAUUAUGAUCAUUUUUGUAAACCAACUGAUGUUGCUGUUUUGAAAGAUGGUAGUUUCUUUGUUGCAGAUGGGUAUUGCAACUCUCGUAUACUUAAAUUUUUUGCUAAUGGCACAGUUGAUAGGCAGAUCUCCAAGAAAUUGUCUUCAAACUAUUUAACAAAAAUAGGUAAUUUUCCUAAACCUUUUUUCAUGGUUGUUGUUCAUGGGCUAGCACUUGAUGAAGCACAUAAUUUACUUUAUGUGGCAGAUCGUGAGAAUGGAAGGAUUCUUGUUUUUGACUCUCAAAGUGGAGACUUUAUCACUCAUAUAUCAAAAAAAUUUGAAGGCGCUGUGUUUGCAAUUGCUUAUAAUGAAAAUAAUGGCGGUGUACUACAUGUUGUAAAUGGAAAAAGCAUGACUGCCCCAAACGUUAAAGUAUCAGGCUUUACGUACAGUACUGAUCUUCAUACAAUUGUUUCUGAUUGGCAUCCAAAAAAUGGAUUUGGAAUGCCGCAUGAUAUUGCUGUUACGCAGGAUAAUCGCGAUAUUUUUGUUGCUGAAAUCAAUCCGUUUAAAAUUAGAAAGUUCUCCAAAGUUAAUAAAAAUUUGUUAUAUCCAGCUUUAAUAUAUUAAGUUAAUAGCAGUAUCACACGAUCUUUCUAUACAUCUUUUUAUAUAAAAAAGUUUUGAAUUUAGUUAUGGUUUAAAAUAGUGAGUUCUUUUUUUUUAUUAUUCUUUUGGUGUUAACGUGUGGCGUGUAACAUGAAACGACUUCUUAUUAUGUUAAAGUUUUUUGUCAGUAUUAUUUCUCAUCUAAAUACUGGGUAAUAUUCAAUCAACUUUUGGUUAAAUUUUCUUCUUUCGCUUUGUUCUUGUUAUUUGUCCCUAUUUUAAAACAGUGAUGCUUUUAUUUUGAAAAUAAUUUUAUUUUGAAGCAGAGUACUGGACAUUUUUUUUUUAACAUUAGUUUUUGCAUUUAAAUUUAAUUUCUACUUAGAUGAGUAUUUGUAUUUUUUUAAUAUGUUAUGGUGAUGUAAUAUUUUUUUUUACAAUUUUGAUUUUAAAAUUUAUACAAUUAACAGAAAUUUUUUU
Messenger RNA from Hydra vulgaris (swiftwater hydra), 2839 nucleotides. Its product is annotated as peptidyl-glycine alpha-amidating monooxygenase B. Gene Ontology annotation, cellular component: membrane; extracellular region. The record is from RefSeq and is a predicted model, not a curated record. NCBI's taxonomy places the organism in Eukaryota, Metazoa, Cnidaria, Hydrozoa, Anthoathecata, Hydridae. Gene Ontology annotation, molecular function: oxidoreductase activity, acting on paired donors, with incorporation or reduction of molecular oxygen, reduced ascorbate as one donor, and incorporation of one atom of oxygen; protein binding; copper ion binding. Gene Ontology annotation, biological process: peptide metabolic process.